GGUGGUCCUGCUCUGCUCCGGCUCAUCAUGAGGGGUCUCCUGGUCCUGAGCCUCCUUCUGGCAGCAGCCUGGAGCCAGAAGAUAUUCAGUGGAGACCAGGUGCUCCGUAUCAAGGCCAAGGACGAGAGACAGCUCCAAUUACUCAGGAAUCUAGAAGAUUCGGAGUAUCUGAAGGUUGAUUUCUGGCAUGCUCCAGCCAGGCCCAGCCGCCCUGUGGAUAUGAGAGUUCCUUUCUCUAACCUGAAAGCUGUCAAAAACUAUCUGAAUUCCAGCGGCGUCUCCUAUACCGUCAUGAUUGAGGAUGUCCAGGUGCUGUUAGAUGAGGAAAGAGAAGGCAUGAUGGCCUCCCGAAGACAGGAGAGGAGUACUAGCAGCUUCAGGUACAACUCUUACCACACUCUAGAGGAGAUCUACACCUGGAUGGACGACUUUGUGGCCGAGCAUUCAAACCUGGUCUCGAAAAUUAUGACCGGCCAGACCUUUGAAAAACGCCCCAUUUUUGUGCUGAAGUUCAGCACUGGAAACAAGACCCGGCCUGCCAUCUGGAUUGACAGUGGUAUUCAUGCUCGGGAGUGGAUCACCCAAGCAGUUGGAGUCUGGACAGCCAUGAAGAUUGCCAUGGAUUAUGGGGAAGAACCAGUGCUGACCAAAGUCUUGAACCACAUGGACAUCUUUCUUGAAAUCAUCACCAACCCGGAUGGUUUUGCCUACACCCACAGCAUGGACCGUCUGUGGCGCAAGAACCGAGCUAUCAGCUCGCAUUCCAUCUGCAAGGGGGUAGAUCCCAACAGGAACUGGGAUUCUGACUUUGGAGGUGUCGGUUCUAGCAACAACCCCUGCUCGGAGACUUACCAUGGGCCCUUCCCUCACUCUGAGCCAGAGGUGGCAUCCAUUGCAAACUUCAUCCAGAAGCACAAGCAUUUCAAGGUCCUGAUCUCCAUCCACAGCUAUUCCCAGAUGCUCCUGUAUCCCUAUGGCUACAGAAAGGAGCCUGCUCGUGAUAACGAGGAGCUGCAUAGUCUUGCCAGCGAGGCAGUGGAAGCUCUCUCCCAAGUGCAUGGAACCGAGUACCUCUAUGGGAGAACCAUCAGCACCAUGUAUAUGGCCAAUGGGAUCACCAUCGACUGGGCCUAUGACCAUAACAUCAAGUAUUCCUUUACCUUUGAGCUGCGAGACACUGGAAUUUAUGGCUUCUUACUGCCCGCCAGUCAGAUCAUCCCCACGGCUGAAGAGACCUGGCCAGCCAUUCUGACCAUCAUCAGGCAUGCCUAUGAUAAUCCCUACUAGGAGCUCGAUGUGCAGUCGCAGCCUGAGGAAGAAGCUUCUUUCUAGGUCCAACCCAGGCCUAUGCCCAGAGUUGUUCCU
Molecule: messenger RNA, 1365 nt
Organism: Trichosurus vulpecula (common brushtail)
Lineage: Eukaryota; Metazoa; Chordata; Mammalia; Diprotodontia; Phalangeridae
Product: carboxypeptidase A5-like
Exons: 11
Coding region: 28-1287 (419 amino acids)
Biological process (GO): proteolysis
Molecular function (GO): metallocarboxypeptidase activity; zinc ion binding
Source: RefSeq, a predicted model, not a curated record